Messenger RNA from Haliotis rubra (blacklip abalone), 23360 nucleotides. RefSeq lists its product as uncharacterized. Lineage: Eukaryota; Metazoa; Mollusca; Gastropoda; Lepetellida; Haliotidae. The record is from RefSeq and is a predicted model, not a curated record. Gene Ontology annotation, cellular component: membrane. Gene Ontology annotation, biological process: lipid transport; homophilic cell-cell adhesion. Gene Ontology annotation, molecular function: calcium ion binding; protein binding; lipid carrier activity.
UGGAAUAGCUCACAGGAGCUACAGACACACGGUUUAUGCAUCUCACUCCAGCUCUGGCUAUGUACACGCGGUAUUUAGUGUUGUGAUCCGUGAAAAUGUCGGGACUCCGACGAACAACUAUGAAUGAAAUACUAGCUGGGUUUGUGACUUUUCUUGUGUGUGUCAACGCACGGUUUAUCAACUUUGUGCCGGGAUUUGAAUAUCAGUACAAGUUCAACUCGAAGGCUGACGUGAAGAGUAUCGGGGAAUUCCACAUAUCGGCAAAGGUCGGGUACACGAACAUCAGGGAAGACGAUGAAGGGCAGGAAGUGUCACUGAGGGUUUACACCUUGUCCCUCAACACAAAAAAAUCACAAGACGUGGUUGGACAUGACUGGGAUUUUUCGAGAUGGUUUUCGUUUGUAAUUACACCCCAUGGGGAGAUCGUCCACGUCUAUCACCCUGCACACGACGAUGAUGAGGCAGUCGCCAUCAAGAAGGGCCUCGCGGCUUUGUUUGCUGGUCGACUGCACCACGAGUCAGAGAAAGUUUCCCGGAGAACUGAGGUGGGCUGGCGGUACAGCGUUCAAGAGACAGGACAAGAAGGUGUUCACCAGGCCUCGUAUAAUGUUCGUCCAAGCAAAGAAGGGCAUGUAUUCACCAAGACACGACAUCCGAAAGGUCACCCAGUCAAACAUGCGUCUUCCGAGUACACCAAGACUCUAUACUAUAGCAAGGAUCUGGGCAACAUUCACUCAGUGGAGAUCAACGAGACGUUCAAGGUCAUGCAUAAAGUCCAGGAUGGGUAUGAGCCAUUCGAAAACUCCAGGCCUGUGAAAGCAGUGAACGAGUUUACAAAUCUAGAAUAUCCUGAGUUAUCUGCCCUUGGAACGGGGAAGUUGGAGUUUCUCACACGAUACAAACUCCGCCAUGUUCCCUCGAGACCGGCUGACGCCACCACAAGAUCAUCCAUAUCCAUUGACAAGGUCAGUCGCAAGAAACCGAAUACAGUGGUGGUAAAAGACGAAAUGAAAUAUAUCACCUCCAAUUUGACCUGCAUGCGUAACGAACCACAAAAGGGAUCUAAGCGACUCACGCAGUGUUUUAUGGGAGUCCUGGCCUGUCUCAAGGUGUUGCCUGAUGACUACAUCGACAUGCUUGCCAAGAAAUAUUUCACGCCAAAGCCCAGACACCCACAUGACGUCAAAGACCGGAACCACAUGUUUGACGCCAUUGCUGCGAUGAAUACUGUCCACUCUCAGCGAUUACUCCUGGAUACCGUCCUCAACGUUACCAGACCAAACGCCUUCCUUGUCAAGAGACUCCUCAUGCAUAUUGUUACCAUGGAAACACCACCCAUUGACGAUAUUAUCAUCAAACUUGAGGAGUUGUGUUUCCGGCCUGACCACUCCCCUUCCGAGCUUCAAGACACGGAGACGCAUCACCGUAUUGUGUUGGCCGUUGGCGUGGUUGCUAAGCGGCUGUGGGCCGUUGGGAGAAAACAGGAAGCGUCGCAAAUAGUGGGGAAAAUUGAAUCCUGGCUGGGUUUGCAUGAUCCCUGGCUGUACCGACACAAGCGCGCGCUGAUGACAGAGAAGCAAAUGUUGACAUAUGAUCAUUGGCGCGUGGUUCUUCUUGAAUCCCUCGGCAACGCCGGACUCGACCAAUCAUACGACUACAUUGUGUCACAUGUCAAUGACACCAAUUCUCAGUGGGUGAAAAGGGCGGGAAUACACGCGAUGAGGAAAUAUGAUCAUGAUGCAGCAGUGCACCUGAUGAUGAAGACAGCCUUGUAUGAUGAAGAUGAUAAAGUACGGUUUGAAGCCCUUCUACAAUACCAGGCACAUCCGAGGGCGGCAAGUGUUGCAGCCAGCUACAUCAAACAAGGAACGGUAAACGGUUCGAUCUUCUACCAGAACCCAAGCCUCGGUUCCCAGGACAUCCAGGUGCUUGACCGGCACAAGAGAGGGAUAUUAGACGAGACUAUAGAGUUCCUGCUGCAGGCACCGGGUGUCAACUGGAAGAAGCUGCUUGGGUCCCUUAAGAUUGGAGCGUCAUUCGGCGUCAACCUGGAAAAUCUUUUGGAUUUCAAGAUAGCUCCCCUGGACGGCCACGCUAAGUUAACUGUCUACGAUGAAGCAUACGCGAUGGUUCAUCUUGGAGUUCUGGGACAAAACGUCGACUUCUUCAGGGCAAGGCUGUGUUUCAAGGGCAGCGCCUCCUACAAUCUUAACCUGCUGCAGGAAUUUGAUAUCGACAGUAUUAAGAAACUGGUGGAGCUCUAUGAUAAAAUCAAAGGCGACGUCGUUGACGCUAUUGAGGUAGGCGUUGACCUGUUCAAAGACAUCAUCAGGGGCGAUCCGUCCAUUGGGGAUAUGAUGGACGAGUUCAAGCAGGCGCUGGAAGAAAUGCCCGAGAAGGUGGUGGAGGUUGGGAAGAAAUCAGCACUGGCCAUGGCAGCGAUGGGCGAGAUCGACGAGGACCAGUUACCUCCCUUUAUUCGCCCCACGCGGAACCUGAUUGUCAAGGUCACGAAUCUGUACAAAGACAUUAAGGGAGCCGUCAUGACGUUCUACAAUACGCUGAUGGAGACUAUUACCGUUGUCAUCCCACGGGCCGGGGAACAGAUUUUCAAGUCUAUUAAAACUAUUGUUGACGGCUUCAAGAACUUCAACAACGACCCGAAGCAAGCGAUAUCCGGUAUCGCCGGCAACGUCAUAACGAUUGGCAUGGAAGUGAAGAAUCUGGUUGAGGCAAUAAACAAAACAAAGCAAGCAUGUUUCUUUUUGAAAAAGGAGAAGCCCUACUGGUGGGACCUUCGCGGUCAGAUAUCGGAAAUAAGGGCAAUGGCGUCUAACGCCACCUCCGCCCUCAGAACGGGAGGGUCAGCAUGGGUCAACGACGUGGUCAAGGGAAAGAAGGACCCAAUUGCCGAGUUUACUAAAGGAAAAACUACCAUGGCCGAGCAGAAGCAGGAGGUGAUUGAUAUUGUGAAGGGCAUCGUGGAUGAUCUCCUGGCUCCCCUUGACGGCCUCAAGAACCUGGGCGGGAGGUUCGUGGAGACAUACGAGAAGGUUUUCAAGGUCGUGCAAGACAUCAAAGAAGCUUUCGACGCUCUUCGAGAGGGUUACCGCACAGCGCGUUCUCUGAUUGAUCGUGUAUUUGGACCCAAGUGCCACAAGGCCUUCCCUCGCACCCUCAGACAGACCGGGGGUGGCUGUGACGGGCAUGGAAGUUACCCCUCCCGCCUAAAGAAUGGGAAACCAGAGUACGAGAACGACGGCGUGGACAUAACCAUUAUGAAAGGCAAAUCUGUGGUCGCCCCCUUCCCCGGAAUCAUCAUGCUGUCCAACAAGCCAAAUGAAGUGGUCAUCAAGGCGACUGGAGGCUCCCUCAAGAACACAGACAUCAUCAUCACCAACGUCAACCCCAAUUCCACUAUUCAACAUCCAAACGACGGCCUUUAUGUCGACAACCAGGUGGUAGCUGGUCAGGUGAUUGGAGUGGCCACGGAGUCAGGGUGCGGCAGCAACAACCACAUCCACUUCGCCAUGCGACGUCCUGGCGGUCCUGUGGAACCCACACGAUUCCUGGAGCCUCGGAUACCCGAGAUACCAAAGUGGAUCCAGGAAUGUGAUGAUUACAAGCUGGUCUGGAAGUUUGAGACUGUCGCGGCGGGCUCCGUCAUUGGUCUGCUUGGCAAGGACGAGAAUGACACCAGUCCCGAGAGAAAGGGAGAGAAUAUCGACAAUCCGCCCAACGUCGACCCGGACAAAGAUCCAUCCAAGAUCCUGAGUGCUGCAAACAACCAGCCUGACUCUAUGUACCAGAAACAGAAGACAAAGAAGACCGAGAUAGAUAAUAAAGCCAGCAAAACAAAUGAUACUGCGCUGAAGGCCUUGUUCAAGAAACCUGCUGCCUUUAUGAAGAAGUUCUCUGUGAGGAACCUGAAGCUGGGAGCAUUGCUAGACAUCAUGGAUAUACUCGGUCUGGACGACAGCCAGCGCAAAAUGGCGGACGUCAUCACCCUCAUCAAGGAGAUGAUUGACAACAAGCCAUGCUUCAACCCAAACCAACUGACGGACGACCAACUGAGGACUGAGCUGACUGAAAGAGGACAGAGAGCUGAUGGUACCAGAGAACAGAUGAUAAACAGGAUCACCACACCACAGAACAAGUGUCCGGCCAUGAAGAUAGGGAUGCCAAAGAACAUCUACUGCACGUUCGACAGCAUGUGUCUUGGACUGGAGUGCUGUGCUCACUUUAAACUCUUCAUGUUCCGGAAGGCCUACAAGGUGUAUGCCAGGCUGGAUCCCUGCGACUUCCAGUUCAUUGUAGGUGUGGAGAAGAAGUUCGAGAAGAAGUUUGGAGCUCUGGACGGCCUUAAAGAUAUUGUCGCAGGAUUCGACAAGACACUGAAGACAGGCAUCAAGCUAAAUAUUCUUGGCGGCAUUGAGCUGGUUGUCAGAGUCAGACUUGAGAAGGAUGAGUUCGUGUCACUGAUCACGUUGGGAGCAGGUUUCUGCGCCCAGGACGAUGCUGAGAACUGCAUCGCAUUCUUCAACAUCCUCGAUGAGGCACCCACACCUCUGCCCAUCUGCCUCGAUGACGGCACAAUGCGUUGGCCCAAGAUUGACUACAAGGCCCUAUUUGACAAGGAAGCCAUUAAAAAGCGGAUCAGGGAGAAGGGGUCCCAGCUGGUCAAGGACACCAUCAACAAGGGCAUAGAGGAAGUACUGGCCCUUGUCCCAUGUAUAUCGAAAACUGCCCCAGGCAAGUCUGCCCCCUGCCAUCGCCCAGAGACCUUCACCCAGGACCUUCUGAAGCAGACCCUCCAGGAGAGGGGGCUCGCCAUAUCUGGAACCAAGACUCAGCUGGAACAGAGGCUCAGGGAUGCUGAUAAAAUGUGUACUGUCCUUGGAAAGACACUGACCUUACCAGCCAUAAGAAGUUCAAAGCUGGACAAGAUCAUCUACAUGUCAAUUUCUUCCAAUUGUCUCCGGGUUGACGUAUGUGUGGACGCCGAGAUCAAGGCUAUUGGCUUCAACAAGGCAUUCAGAGCCUAUAUUGAGCUGGACCCCUGUAGAUUCACUCUCCUGCUCAACUUUGAGACCUGCACCCACGAGGUUAUACUCUUUGGCUAUGCUUGGGGUACUCCUUCUGAGCUGAAGUUAUCUGACGAAGUGAUCAUCAAGUACACAAUAGACCGUGACGAGACGAGGAAGGUCUUUAUAGUCACCAUGGGUCUGAAGCUGGGUAUUGGGUCUGAACCCAUCCUCGACUCCACCUUCUUGGAGAACUUUGAUGUCCCUAUUCCUCUGUGCAAUGAAAACUUUUCUCUACCAGGAACCGGUUCCAUCAAGGACCUGGCCAAACAGAUGGGAGGAAAACUUAUUGGCGAAGUGGUAGACGUUAUCUUCAAAAAACUUAAACUUGAUACCGUAUUUACUAAUGGCCCUUGUUCACUGGGAUCAUCACCAGCAGACUGCCCCUGGCAGCUCCCCAACAUCACCAACUAUCUGCCCUCAAGCUUCCAGGACAAGGUCACCUGUGGUCUGCCAGAGAACUGCUUUGGUGUCCAGUGCUGUGUGGACUUCGUCUUUAACAUACCUCUGUUUGACCAGCCUCUUCUCAAGAGCAUCCCUUUCUUCCUCAAGUUCGAGCCAUGUAAUUUUACAGUGGAGGUUGGAUUUGGGUCGUAUUAUCAUAAAGAAACGCUUCUGGAAUAUAACUGGGGCAGUGUAACAGCUCUGGAAAUUGGAGAAGGAGACCCAUCCCCUAUCAUCAUAAGCUUCUCCGUUUCUAAGUACAGCCAGGGUUUUAUCAUUGACCUGAGCGUGACCACGUGUAUCCCGAUAGACGACGAGGGCUUCUGUUUCCCAGACGGAGGUCUACAGCUGAUGAAGGGGGAGAAGAUACCUGCAUGUGAUGCCAAGGCUUUGGUGGAGUUCUCAAAACAGAAUUUCUCGCUGUCAGAGUGGACAAAGGAACUGGGUCUGGAUGCUGCCCAGGCUCUAUCUCAGUCUGCUGCAAGGCUGCUGCUGGACAAGUUUGGCAUCGCUGAGUACUUGAAGGAGGAGAGGUGUGAUGUCCAGAGGGAUCCCUACACCCCGAGUGUGGAUGGAUGGAGGAAUGAAUGUCCAAAGAGCAUCCGGAAGCUCCCGAAACUGCCUCAAGGAUUGCACUGCCAUCUAUCGGCCUCGUGCACCAAAAUCGACUGCUGUUUUGAUGUCCCCUUUCUUCAAAUGUCCUUCAACGCCAUCCUUAAUGUCGACAUGUGUGACUACUUCAUAUUUGCGGCUGUAGAGAAGAAAAACUUCACCUUCAACAUGCUGGGCGAUAAUGUCAACCUUAACACAGGAGUCUCAACAGGGGUCACUAUUGCAGAUGUAUUUAUUAUCGAUUUUGGUCUGAAGAAACAAGAUAAGAUGUUCAUCCUGGAUUUGAAGGUUCAAGUUUGCUUUGAAAAUGACAACUGUAUGAUAGAUCUUCCGGUUAUGACUGGUACUGAAGUUCCACAGCUCAUUUGUGACCUUGACGCAAAGGUCAACCUGAGAAAUUUUAGUCUCUCUGACUGGGCCAAAGCCAAAGGUCAAGAUCUAGGUCAAGGUCUGGCCAAGGCUGCUGUGAACCUCCUUCUGGAGCAGCUGGGGAUUAAAGAUAAGAUGCUGGACCCUCCUUGUGACCGAUCCAGUCUCAAGUACCAGCCUGCAGAUGCUGAUAACUGGAAGAAUGAUUCAGCCUACUGGAUUACGAAGUUGACCAUUCCUGCCAACUGUUACAUCAACGACAAAUGUCUUGGCAUCGACUGCUGCAUGCACAGCAACCUCCUCGACCUCUCCCUCCACACCGCCUUCACCAUAGAUCUGUGCAACUUCUACAUAGAGGGGUCUAUCAAAAAGUUCAGCUUUAGGCUUAAUAUACUGGAUUACAAAUGGGGGACAGAGACAGAGGUUACGAUAGAUGGAGUUCCAGUUUUAAAAAUGAAUUUCAAGAUCGAGCGUAUACUUUCCCAGCAGAUGUUUAUCGUGGACUUGACCGUGAGUCUGUGUCUACAGGGUGGGGACUGUGAGCUGGACCUGAAGAUAUUUGACCAAUCACAGCUCCCAAUGCCUGGCUGCGCUCCAAUACAGGGAUUCAAAAUACCAGAUUUCUCCCUGAACAACUGGCUGAAGGAAAGAGGAGGGGAGAUAACUGCUGCGCUGUCUGCCGUGCUGCUGGAGCAGCUGGGUAUAGACAAGUUCCUCCUGGAUGACCAGUGUGAGACCUACGUCACUCCAUACAAGGGAGCCAUCCAAGGCUGGAAGAACGAUUGUCCUGAGAACAUGACCCUCCCUGCUCUGCCCUCAAAUGUCGUCUGCUACAUCAGUGACUUCUGCACGGGGAUCUCUUGCUGUGCCAAAGUGCCGCAGAUCAGACGUAAUUUCAACGCACAUCUCUUCAUUGAUUCCUGUAACUUCUACAUGAGUGUCGGGAUUGAGAAAUUGGAGUUCAGCCAUACUCUGUUUGAGUAUGAUUGGGGUAAAACUGAGGAGAUCGACAUAGGCGGAGUGUUCAAGGCUGAGUUCAGCAUACAGAAUCUGCCGGGGGAGAAGAAGUUCCUGGUCAACCUCCAGCUGAAGGUGUGCCUUACCGCAGGGGCAGAAUGCCAGUUCAAGCUGCCCAUCUUUGUAGAUAUGUUGGUGCCUAAACCCUUCUGUGACUGGGAAGCCACAAAACAGCUCAAAGAUUUCUCCUUGACGGAGUUCGUAUCGACACAAGGAGCACAGCUGUCGGACAGGCUGAGUGACCUGCUGGUGGACAAACUAAUGGACACACUUGGACUUGCCUCAUAUCUCCAAGACACACCGUGCAGCCUAGCAACCCGAGGGCCGACAGGCUGGAACUCAGCAUGCCCCCUGGACAUAACGUUCCCCACCCUGCCCAACUCCCUGUCCUGCAGUGUACCUGAACACUGCACUGCUAUCGACUGCUGUCUCGACGUACCCCUCAUCAGCAAGAACAUCAACUUCAAGGUCGACCUUGACAUGUGCAGAAUGAGCCUCACUCUGGGUAUAGAGAAGCUGGAGUUCCGGAAGAUGUUAUUUAAAUACAGUUGGGGAACGCCUGACAGCUUCAACCUCAAGGGUGUCUUCAGGGCUGAUUUCACUAUAGAUAACCUGGAGGGGGAGAAACAGUUCCUGGUCAGUCUGAACAUCAGCGCUUGUUUUGAGGCAGACAAGGCCUGCGUGGUCACUGUACCUGUAGUGAUCCAGGCCAGGUUCCCCAACCCACUGUGUGACUGGAACUCAACUAAAGCACUUAAAGGUUUCUCUCUUGGCAACUGGCUGAGUCAGCAGAAUAUUGGCCCAGGGUCACUGACCUCCCUGUUGAGGUCCCAGCUGGCUGAGGCGCUGGGUAUCUCUCAGUACCUGCUUGAGCCCAUGUGUAACAGACAGGUUGGAAUAUACAAGGCAGAUAGCAACGGGUGGAAUACAGCUUGUCCCCGGAACCUGGCCCUCCCAAGUCUGCCCAACUCCCUGUCCUGCCAUAUCCCGGACUACUGCACUGGGCUUGACUGUUGUGUGACUGCUGCCAGCUUAGGGAUGUCCUUCAACGCCAAGAUACUACUGAACACGUGUGACUAUGUUCUCACAGUCGGCAUAGAGAAUCUGGUCUUCAAGACAGCACUCUUUAACUACAAGUGGGGUGAAUGGGAGCAAUUUAACUUAAAUGGAGUGGUUCGAAUUGAAUUUAAAAUUGAUGACUUAAAAGGGGAGCGGAAGUUCCUGGUUAGUCUGAAUGUGUCCCUGUGCUUUGAGGCAGAGUCCACAUGUCUGUUGUCUGUUCCCAUCAUUACCGAGGCUAAAUUCCCCAAGAUUCUCUGCAACUGGGAGGACAAGCUGUCUCUGAAAGGCUUUUCCCUGAAGACAUGGUUGGCAGAGAGUGGUUCUGCAGUGGGUUCACAGGUGACCGGCGUCCUUCUGUCCAAGCUCCUGGAUGAACUGCAGAUCACACAGUACCUGAAGGAUCCUCAGUGUCAGGCAGAUGCAGCACCAUAUGCUGGAGCUGUUGGAGGAUGGAAGAAGGACUGUCCUGCCAGUUUGACGCUGCCGUCUCUGCCGUCGGGGGUGACCUGUCAUCUGUCCGACCCAUGUGGCACUGUAGAGUGUUGUAUGUUUAUCGGCUUCAUCGGAGAUCUCAAUGUCAAGAUCGGCAUUGAUCCCUGUACCUACACGUUCACCAUGGGCAUUGAGAAGCUGGUAUUUACAAGGACCCUCUUCACUUACAGAUGGGGCCAGGUUGAACACUUCACUUUGAAAGGAGUCAUACAUGCUGACUUCAUGAUAGACGAGCUGUUCGGGGAGAAGAAGUUCCUCAUCAACCUGAAUGUCAGUGUGUGUUUUGAGGAAGACUCAUGUCUGCUGUCCUUCCCUGUGUUGAAGGACGUCAAGAUCCCCAAGCUUCUGUGUGACUGGGACAGUACUGUAGCCCUGAAAGAUUUCUCCCUGGAAAACUUCCUGAAAGAUCUCAAGGCAACCGGAGCAUCCAAGUUGUCGUCUGCCAUCUCAUCUCAGCUGCUGGAGCAGCUUGGUGUCGGGGCAUAUCUCAGGUCUCCGCAGUGUGACUCAGACUCCAGCAUGUAUGUCCCAGCUGUCAAGGGGUGGAAUAAUGAGUGUCCAAUUCAGGGGUUGGAUUCCUAUCUCCCUGCUUUUCUGAACUCUGUAGUCUGUCAUGUGACUGACAUCUGUACUGCCAUCAACUGCUGCAUCGACAUCGACUUCCUGUCACGCUCUUUCAACAUCUUCCUGACAGUGGACAUGUGCACCUAUCAACUGACAGUGGGCGUGGAGGACUUUGUCUACAAACGCAUGUUGUUCGACUACACCUGGGGAACCCCAGAUCACUUUUACAUCAAGGGAGUCUUUAGAAUUGACUACACAAUCAACAAACUGCCUGCUGAGCGGAAACUGGAGGUGUCUGCUACGGCCAGUGUCUGUCUGAAGGAGAGCGACUGCCUGUUCACACAGCAGCUGUUGAACAAGGCUAAAGUUCCACAACCUCUGUGUGACUGGAAGGGGAUGAUGCAGGCGAGGAAUUUUUCUUUGUCGUCGUGGUCUGUUGGUAAGGGCCUGUCAUCCGCUGUAUCGUCGCUGACCGACAGCUUGGUGUCUCAGCUCCUGGAUGACCUUGGCGUGUCCCAGUACUUCCUGCCUUCAGCUUGUGACCAGGCCGCCAGUCCAUACUUUCCAUUCAACAUCAACAACUGGAACAAGGCAUGCAGCAGCCUGACAGUCCCCGCCCUGCCGAACUCUGUGAAGUGCCACCUAGCAGCCAGUUGUUCAGCACUAGACUGCUGUGUGAAUAUCCCUCUAAUCAAGAGAACCAUCCAGGCCAAGUUUGAUGUGGAUGUCUGUGCUCUCGAGAUUACGAUGAGCAUUGAGAAACUGUCCUACAAGUUGUCAUUGUUGCAGUACACAUGGGGUGUAGCAGGGGACUUUAUUCUUGGAUCAAUGACAAGAAUUAGCUACAAGAUCGACCAUGUUGCUGCCUCCAAGAAGCUGGUGGUUGACUUGAGCAUCAAGGUGUGUUUGGAAGACAACUCAUGUAUACUGGAGGUGCCAGUCUUCUCCCAGUCAGAGAUAGUCUACUCUCCAUGUAACCCGAGUCUGCCUGUCCCAUUCAAAGGUGUGUCAUUCGACUUCUGGAAGUCUGAACCGUGCACCCAACCAGCCGCACCUUCAGGCUGCAGUGUGAACCUUCCUGCUUCCCUUGCCAACGUCUGCCAGCUGACAGACAACUGCAUGGGUGUGACUUGUUGCAAGGACAUCGACCUCAAGUACCUCGGCAUCUACUCCAUCUCAGCUGGCAUCAUGGCCGACCACUGCAAUGACCAGCUUCGCUACCAUAUAGAGAAUAAACAGUACACCAAGAACCUCGCUGCUAUUACAUAUGACAAGAACUUCACAGAGCCAGUUGGCAAUGCCAUCGAGAUCAGCUACAUGGUCAGCAAGACGCCAUCGUCUUACCAGCUGUCCCUCAACAUCAAGCUCUGCGCCCUUAAUGGUUACGACUUGACCGACACUUGCUAUUACUACACGCUAAUGGACAAGGUGACAUUCCAGAUACCAUCCUGUGCACCCCUUAGCAGGAGAAGGAGAGAUGUGAUUACUAUAGCUGAUACCCGUGAUCCCCGGGAGCUUCUCAACAAAGCCUUGGACAGGAAUGCCACCAAUGAGGAGCUGUACGCCCUCUUCGAUGAGCUACAGAAACUUGAGGAAGCAGACACCUCUAUGAACCUCCAAUUCCAAGACACAGAUGGUGCUGCCACCAACACAAAGACUGCGCUGAAUGAAAUGGGUCCAGCUAACCCAGGCACAAUCCUUUACUCUGGGGAGGUGGCCAACGGCGAUGUCACUGUCAAUAUGGAAGGAGGUGAGAAGAUAAUGCAGAUUCUUGGUGAUGCCAAGGACAUAGCAGGAAGAGUAGGACAGGCCUUCACAGUAGGGAAAGGUCUUACUGGGACAGGGGUCAAGCUACUAGGGGCUAAACUGGCCAACAUGACCAUUGGUCAGGUCAUCGCCAUGUUUGAUACGAAGAAUAUUGACCCCGAACAGGCUCUUCAGCUGACUAGAAAACUCAGAGACCUGGCUCUAGCACUGUAUUCAGAAAUCCUGAACGCAAUUAUUAAUGGAGAAGCGGGUGAAGCCUUCAAGUCCUUUGAUCUGACCCUUCAGGGCAGCUUCGGUUUCCCCAGGAUCAGUGUCAUAUUUUUUGAAUAUGAACAAUUCUUCUUAGUGGGUGGUUUAAUACCGAUGACAUUUGGAUGGGGUGCCGGGGCUUCCUAUGGAAUGGAUAUCGUUGUUGGUGCCAGGAUUCUGGGGAUGACAGCAUUUGGUACAGUUAUUCCCUACGCUAAUGCUCACGUGUAUGGUGAGCUUGGAAUAGGCGCCAUCCUGUACGGUAAACUGCGGCUGGACGGGUACAUCAUGACUGUUGCCUUUCCAUCCACUGCUGAGAUUGGCUUCUCUAAGUUCCCACUGGAUCUAGCCCUCAACAUGGACCUGGAACUCACUCCAAUUGAGCUGGUUCUCAGAGCUUUGGUUACCUUGGAAAUUAAGAUUCCAUUCAUUGGCCGAAUCAAGAAGACCUUGUUCUCCAAGAAGCUAUGGAGAUAUGCCACGCCUACAAUCAGAAAGAGGAUGAUAGAAGUGGGGAAGAAAGAGAAGGAUGAAUCACCACCUCAGUUCCUGCAAUAUGAAGACAGAACUGGAAACUCCCGCUCAAAGCGAGCAGCGACCACUACCCAGUGUUCCGUGCGACAGCUCCCGGAGAGAGACUACACUCAGCCUGCUAUAGAGAUAGCUGUGCAGGCCCAAGAUGACAGAAGUCAGGUGGAACUCUUCCUGGACGCUGGAACCAAACCUGGUCUGAGCGAUGUGCUCAGGAAGGCUGGACUUGGGGGGACCUUCUACUAUUAUUACACAGGUGAAAGAUUCUCGAAACAUGGAGUCCCAAUCUAUUUCACCGUUUUUGGUGAGAACAGCGCGGGUGAAAGGUCAGAGGUCACAUGCAAUAUUCUGACAUAUGAUGUGACACUUCCGGGUUGUCGGCUGACAGCAGACUUCAAAUCUACCAGCAGUCCAUCAGAACUUCGUGCAUCUGUUGUGGUUUACGAAGACUCGGAUAUCGUAGUGUCUAAUGUCGGAGUCGGUUUGGGCAGAGGCAUCUUUGGAGAUGAAAUCAUUGCUUUCAACGCCAUCGAUCUUAAGACUAGGAACAACAGAGCCUAUGAUGGUAGCUUCAGCGACCCAGUCGGUCAUGUUGCUCUGGGUCACUUCACGGGUCUGAAGGAAGGCCGGUUGACAGGGCCAGUCAUUGCAACCUUCACCCAAAUGAACCAUGCAGGCAAAUGUGCCAAGGAAUGCAUGAAAUAUCCGAACACCAAGUGUCUCAGCUUCAACUAUGACUAUGGUGUGAGUGGCGAGUGUGAACUGCUGGAAGCCAUUGAAGGACACGACUACAAGAUAUCAAGCUCUGGACGGUACACCCACUAUGAGCGCCUGGCCGUUGGGCUUGCCUAUGAGUUUGUUUACAAGGACCUGUCACUGCGUCACCAGGCUAUAUACUACUUCAACCUCCACAUCAUCAACUCCCUCAUGUACGAGAACAUCUUACACAGUAAAGGCAUUGUGGUGGAUCUCACCCCACCUGAACCAGGCCCUGUUGCAAAUGUCACUGUGGACAUGCUGGAGGUGACCACCUGUAGAAACAUUGUCCCUGACGACCGCCCUGACUGGGAGGAGAGAUGCAGAGGAAUUGACGGCGAUGUCAAGAACCACAGAACUCUUCACGAUGGCCCUGGCUCAAUGACCCUCUUUAAUGGCGACGAACCAUUGACAGAUCUGCUCUAUACCAGAGCCAACCGAUACGUGGCUGCAAACUGGGACGGCAUCAUGGACAAAGAAUCUGGCAUCCUUGGAUACUCCUGGACUGUGGGGAGACAGAUCUGUGAGGAGCUCGUCCACCCCCAUCAUGACCCUCACAAGCACCUGUUUGACCGGUCUGAGUGGACACACAGUGGAGUCAUCACAACUCUACCUGAAGCAUUGAACCCUCUUCCAGAUGGGAAAUAUUAUGUGACACUGCGAGCCCUGAACAAUGUGGAUUACGGAGGUCCACUUGUGACAACGAUCUGUCACACCACACCACUAAGCAUCGACAACACACAGCCAUUUGUGCACGAGGUAUUUGAUGUAGAAUAUGAUGAGGACACCUACAUCAUUACAGCGAAAUACAACGCAAGUGAUCCUGAAUCAGACAUUCGGGAGGUUGACCUUUGUCUAGGUCAGACAACUCGUGACUGCUACCAUCUUGAAUGGCAGAGGUCCAACCACAGCGAUCACGGUAUAAAGAGGACAUACCAGAUUCCGGGAGGAAUCCCUGUGUGGGUCAAAGUCCGAGCAAUUAACCAUGUUGAUCUGAUGCGAGUGGGCGUGGCCGAUCAUCCGAUCAUCAUCGACGCGACACCCCCUGUUGCUGGCACUGUCUAUGAUGGCCCUGUGUAUAAACACGACCUCAACUUCACAAAGGAUGCAGACAAGAUCUGUGCAAACUGGUUCAACUUCUACGACCCCGAAUCUGGCAUAUCCCACUACGAGGUGAUUGCCUUGAACGAUAGUGGUAUCGCCAUUUCCCAGCCUAUCGAUGUUGACCACAAGAUCCAUGAGACCUGCCUGGACAUGCCCACUGACCAGCUGUUGGAACACGGCAAGCGAUACGCCUUCAGUGUGACAGCCUUCAAUGCCGGACAUAAGCAAUUGAAUGUGACAUCAACAUCAGAUGGUGUGAUUGUUGACCUGACCCCUCCAGUGGCUGGAGAGGUGGUGGAUGGACGACGUGCGAACUUCACCGACACAGCAUACAGCCAACACGUGGCGACAGUGGCUACUCAAUGGAGGGGCUACUCCGACCCAGAGUCUAGCAUCAGAGAAUAUGCCGUGGAAGUACUCAGGGCAAGGAACCUGUCUGACGCCUUCGAGAUCUUGAGGAGCUGGAGAACACUCUCAAAGGACAUGAGUGAGGUCGAGUGGCACAACUUCCAUCUGAGUCAUCGUGAUGUCAUCAAGACAAAGUUGCGGGCUGUCAACAAUGCCCUUGGCAGCAUCGACGACUCCACUGAUGGCUUUGUCGUGGACCUUACACCGCCAAGGAUGGCAUUCCUUGGAGACGGAUCAGAAGCAGGGAAGGAUGCAGAUUUCCAGUUCUCCACUACCACCGUUGUGGCCAACUUCCGAUUUUAUGAUGAUGAAUCUGGUAUUGACCACUUCAAAUAUCAAGUGUAUCAAAGAUACCAGGGAAACAAGCAUCAAAUCCACCCAGCAACGGGGUGGGACACCAUCACUGAUCCACUCAGCACCAGCGUGAGUCACACGGGACUUGACAUGAAGCCUGGAGCUCUCUACAGCAUCAGAGUAGGGGCCGUCAACAGGGCUGGAGCUGUGGCAACAUAUGACACCAAUGGCGUCCUUCUGGACAACUCGAAACCUGAGAUGAAGUGGGUGUAUGUUGGCAUCUUCUCCGGCAGCACUGAGGAGUUGAUCAAUGGAUACGUCAUCCAGUCUGACAACAGUGGUAUAAUGGCCACGUGGUAUGCCACCGAUCAUGAAAGUGGCAUCAGCUCAUACUCUAUUGCUGUAGGAACUACUGAAGGUGGAACUGAUGUGCUGAACUGGAUGGAUGUUGGUGCAGAGAAGGACAAGUAUAUAAAUGGUCUGACCUUGACCCUGACCGACCCUGAGAAAAUGACCCCUCUGUACUAUGUCACUGUCAAGGCCACCAAUGGUGCUGGGCUGACCAGUGAGGUCAUCACCUCCAAUCCUAUUCGGGUAGUUGAUGAAGAUAAGCCAGGUGUUGUCAUUGAUGGUGCUGACUCCACAGAGACAGCAUCACAAAGUAUUGGUGUUGACAUCGACUACCAGAAGGACGCGGGAGUUAUGACUGUACAGUUUGCAGGUUUUGAGAGUCAAGAGCAUGGCGUGACAUAUUACGACUGGGCUGUAGGGACAACACCUGGUGGCGAGGAAGUACAACCCUUUAUCAAGGCUGGUCUUGUUCAUGAGGAGAAACAGUCAAACGUCCCUGGUUCUCUGAGUUACGGGUUCGGCCAGGCCGUGCUGCCCCUUGUCCCCAGCAUCAGCUACUACACCACCAUCAGAGGCAUCACAAAUGCCGGGAACAUCCUCGAGUCAACAUCAGAUGGAUUUGUUGUUGAUCAGACUCCCCCAGUUAUUAACCUUGAAAGUUUUGGUUCCGAGAGCAACAAGUCCAUGCUGACGCCAAGCACCCUGCUCUACCAGACAGAGGUAGAUUCCAUGACCACAUCAUGGAGAGUAGAGGACACGGAGAGUCCAGUCAAGAAGAUGUAUUUCUCUGUGGGGACCUACCCACAUGGUGCAGAUGUCCAGGCCAGGACAGAGGUGGACCUUCUACCAUCUGGGGAUGGGGCGCUGCCCACAGGGGUCAGUCCCAAUGCCAAAGGCAAAUCCAACAUCGUGACUGUGAUUGCCGAGAAUGAGCUUGGGCUGUCAUCUAGUAUUAUCUCCCCUUCAUUGGUGAUUGAUACCACUCCACCAACAGAGGGUGUGCUGAAGUGUCCAGGUUUCAUACAGCCACUGUCUGCCCUAGAAUGCACAUGGGAAGGUUUCUAUGAUGCACAGAGUGAGGUACAGGAGUUCACCUUCACUGUGGGAUCCCAUGAAGGUCUCGAAGAUGUCCUCGCACCUGUCAAGCUGUCCGGCCACGUGAACAAGUAUCUGACCUACGGUCUGUCACGAAAGGCAACCCAUGGUCAGACGUACUAUGCCAAGGUUACAGCCAAAAACACUGUUGGGAUGACUGCGUCUGCCAUCUCUAACGGCAUCAACGUUGACAACACACCUCCAACACAGGGGACAGUGGUAGAGCUUGGGUCAGCCUACAUCAUCAACGUCACAGAUCCCAUCUUGACUGAAAGAAUGAAUCCUUACAGUUGUGACUCAGGGGAAGACUGCAUGAGAAUUGACGCCACCUGUCAAGAGUCCUUGUCAACAGUUCUUGUUGCCUGGGCAGACUUCACUGAUGAAGAGACAGGGAUUGUCAGGUAUGAGAUUGCUGUUGGUAACACACCUGGAGGUGGCCAGUUGAGACCCUUCUUUGAAGUUGUCGACAUCACGAAGAGAUAUAUGUCAGUCACAGGACUGGCACUGAAAGGACAAAGACAGAUAUUUGUGACUGUGAAAGCCACCAACGGCGCCGGCCUCAGCACAGUGUCAACUUCCAAUGGUAUAUACAUGUCAUACCUCAGUCAAGGGCAGGAGCCCAUCACUCAUGUGGGCGUUGUAGAUGGUGGAACCAGCAAUGGUGAUCUUGACUUCCAGGCCAGUCUGUCCAGUAUUAGUGCCCAAUGGGACGUGUCUGGUGACCCUUGUCCAGUGAGGAAGUACGAGUGGGCGAUACAGAGGGCUGAUGGUCAUAUCGUCCAGGCGUUUGUGGAUACAGAAGGUCGCACCUAUGGUACCAAUGAUGAAAUGGAGAUGAAGAACAAGGAGAGAUACUACCAGCUCCUGAGAGUGACCAACGCCCUGAACUUCACCUACACACUCAGGUCAAAUGGUAUCACUAUCGAGGAGGACCCCCUUCUCCCAGGGCAGGUCAAUGAUGGCGAUGUGGUCGGCUUUGACCUCGAGUUCUUCAGAACCAAGACAAAGAUCAGCGCCAACUGGGAUAACUUUGGCAGCGACACCACUGUGGGCACCAUCAUUGCAGACAAUGUAGUUCCUCAGGGCAGUGCAGGAAAGUCAUCAAGCCAGGAAGUGGUUUACUAUGAGGUUGCGGUAGGAACCGACCGCCGCUUCCCCAAAACACGUGACAACAUUGUGCCCUUUACAAACGUGGGACUCAACAAGACUGUGACCUUCUUUGAUCUUGACCUUACUCCAGUGACUGCCUUCUAUUACUUCACUGUCCGAGCACACAGUAGUUCUGGGUCAAAGGCAGAGGUCACUUCUAAUGGCUUCUCAGUUGGGUUCGAUGGAGGAGUUACAGCUGGGACUAUAGAAAUGAAGAACUAUGUUAAUAUCAACACAAUGCUGGAGAUACCAUGGGACGGGUUCGAAUCCAAGAUCGGAAUGAUGAUGUACUACGUGGCUUUGUCCAACCACACCAACGCCAUGGAAUACAAGUGUGGACAAUUUACGGAGCGCGGAUCUAUGACUGAUGAGACAAGGUCGUCUUUGUUUAAUGUUAUCGACAUCCAGAAUGUGGGCACGGAUACCUACAAGAAAUUUGACAAUUUGACUCUGGCACAGAAUGGCGAAUAUUACGCAUGGGUCAUUGGUGCUGACAAGGCCGGUGAGUGCAACAUGACGUACCACAGAUUCAGGGUGGACAUCACACCACCAACACAAGGCAAGAUCAGAACAGGGCCCUACUAUGAUCUGGUGGCCAGUUACGCCGCCAGCAGCCGAAGUCUCCAAGCCCACUGGAAGGACUACAGAGAUGAGGAGUCUGGGCUGCGAUGCUACCACGUGUCCUUGCUGAGGCGUGCGACCUGUCAAGAUGGCGCAGUGGAGGAGGUGGUGGUGCCAAGCAUUGAGAUAGAAGCAGAGUACAACUCCUACAAAUUCAUAGAUAUCAACAUGGAGAGGGACACCCCAUACAUAGUCCGACUGAUGACUGAGAACAACGCAGGACUGAGGAGUAUAACUGACUCCCCUCCAGCUCUGUACGACAACUCCGCCCCCACCCCAGGGAGAAUCGUGGAUGGAGUGGACUUCACAAAGGAUAUCAGCUGGAUCGGAACUUCUAGUGAGGUUAAAGGAACAUUCCUGCACCAUCCAGUGCCUGACACGUCUGCCUGUCCAGUCCGACCAAUCAAAUUCAAUGAUGCAGGAUGGAAAUUCUUCGAAUCGAACCGGAACUUCGACAGCCAUAACACCAGUUUGAGCUUAACCUACAGCGCUGCCUAUGUCCAACGCACUACCAGUGGCGACUCCAUGGACAUUAAACUUACCAGAGACACCAAGAAAGAUGCCAUGAUGUCUGGAACCUACUUUAGAGAUGCUGACCUCGUCAAUGGAGGAGAGUAUGAGUUUUCUAUCAAGUCGGCAAAAGGUGACGGCAAGGUUGUGACCAGCGUUCUGUUCUGGGACGGGCCUGAAGACUACAUCAUUGACUACGACUACACCCCUGUGCCACCAUGGGAGGACAGCAACUGCGCCUGCUGCUUUGUCGACCCAAUUCCAACUAGCUGCAAGUGCAACUGUACCGUGUACAAAAAAGUGAAAGAAAUCAACAGGAGCCUGUCAAAACGAUCCAUCGUUGGUGACGACCCUGCUGUAGAGUAUGAAGUGGUCAAGUUGACGAAGGAGGAGAAGGAAGCCUUAAGGAAGACAGACUCCAUCACAGAUGGCGCUGAAGUAGCUCAAAUAAAGAGGGAGCCAAGAAGUUCCUGUGGGCUUCAGAUAUUUGCUGGUGGAGAUAAACCAGGAAGACUAGUUGCAUGGUGCAGCUAUGCUGAUCUUUUGAAUAUACCAAUGGUGGAUGUGCGAGAUCUCAAUAUAGACCCAUCGGCCUCAUACCAUGCCUACAGCAUCAACUUCUUCAUACAGAGACCAGAAGCUCGGGACUCUGAGCUUACAUGGUGCAUGACAGUCCACAUGGAUGGGGAGUUAAUAUCGGAACAAUGUGGCAUCCCCCAUCUUUCCCCCCAAACUAAACUCUACAUGGGCGUAUGGAACCACAAGAAUUACCUUCCCGAAACCGGCAGAGAUGCGGAGGGAAAGAUUAAAGUGUGGAGCACAGAGGCUUCUUUCCGAGAUCUCGUCAUGCCGCCGGAGAAAAACAAGCUGUGUCGCUAUGGUGACCCUUUCAAGGGAGGCAAUAAUGCCAUCAUUCGAUAUGAGGCUGCUAUAGGAUCUGCCACUGGGUUAUCAAACAUGGUGGACUUUCAACCGGUACACACUCCCUGCAUCCCAUGUCUGAAGCCAUGUGACGUGUACACCUGUGACAACGUCUGUGACAGCUCCACCACCAGCCAAGUGAUCAUCUCCCUCACCAACCUCACUCUCACAGAAACAUCCCUUAUUGAUAAUGAGUUCAAACCAGUCAUUCACUACCUAACAGUGAAGGCAGUGUUAGGUUCUGGGGCAUCUGCCAUUGCCUCAUCGGAUGGUUUCUAUGUUGACACCACGCCGCCGGUCUUUGAGGAGGAUGUAUUCUUAUACUUUGACGUAUCUCAGGGCGAGUUCACCCCUGUGAGGUACCAAGGGUCAAAUGACACAAUCAAAGCUGUGUGGAAGUGUAGUGACAAUACGAGUGAAGUCGUGGAUUACCAAUGGUCUAUUGGAACCACACCAGGCGGAACUGACAUCAUGGAAGCGACCUCUAGUGGGGAAAAUCCUGGUGCCAUCAAGAGUGGUCUCACCCUGGAACAUAACACAACAUACUACAUCUCUAUCAACUGUACAAACGGAGGUGGACUGAAGACAAAUUACAUAGACACAAAAGGUGUGACAGUUCUUCUUGAGCCUCCACCUGCUGAAGAUGUCAACAUGACAAUAGAGGGCGCUGAGUCCCUGGGUGACACAGUCGUGCCACCCAACUCUUUGAAAACCCAGGACCAGAACUCUGUCAGCGCGUCAUGGACCGUCAGUCCGGAUGAAUCUGUGAGGCGAUAUGAUUUCUGUGUGGGUAGUUCUGAGGCCUCCAUUGAUGACAUCUUCCCCUGCACGUGGGUGGGCUACAACAUGUCUGGGACAGUCACUAUCAAGGACGGUUUCUUGAAGAUAGACGACAUCAAUAUUAGAAAGUUGAGUGAAUACAGACCCGAAUAUAAUGACACCAUGAACUACACAGAUGCCAGCGCCUUUACUAUGCCACCGGGUAUGGAGAUGUUUAUUUUCAUGAAGCUUUGUAACGAGGCAGAGUUGUGCACAAGGAAGCUCCUCGGAUCCUCGGUCGUCGAGACGGACAAGUCAACGUUGGUGACAUCGACAAAUGGGUCAUCUGUUACGGCUUCUAUUGGAGGAUCUGGAAAUACCCGGAAGAAGCGGGCAACAGGGGAUAUCACUGUUCAGACACCGGAUGGGAUGAUGCCUGGACAGAGUAUUGUUUUAACCCAGCUGACAAAGCAGGAUCUGGAAAAGGAAUACAAGUCUGAUGCAUCGACAGAGUUCGUUCCAUACAUCACCAACCCUGCCACAUCGAUGCCUGACCCUGCCUUCCUGGACCGGAUUCUCAGACGAAGAGUCAACUACAGUGACACCGACAUCUCCUUCUCUGUCACCAGUGUUGGUGGUCUUGCAAUGCCUGGUCCGCUCACUGUGACCUUCCCCUUCAACCCAGACAACCAGGAUGAUGUCGCCAUGUUGUUGCACUGGGAUCCAGCCAAGCAGAAAUGGUUUCAAAGCAACGCCACAUGCAGGUUCGAGUUGAACACUGAAGUCCGCAGUUCGACCACCAACCAGAUAACAGUCAAGGUUUGCAAUACCAGGGCGACUGAAUCAACAAGCGGUACCCCAAGUGACACUUUCUUCAGUCAUGAAACACUCUUUGUAGUGACCAAUGUCCGUGCAUCCAUACCUAAUGAUCCACCACAGUUGACAUCCACAACCUCUGUCUCAAUGGAGGAAGAUUCUGGCACCCUGAUUUACCAGCUGUCUGGCGUUGAUCCUGAUGGGGACAUAGUCAAGUUUAGAAUCGACCCAUCAUCUGAUGUAGCAAGUACAAGGGACCUGACGCUGACACCAAAUGGCCUCUUGACCUUCACACCGGCCUUGAACUACUACGGAACCUUUACUGUUCCGGUCGUCCUUUACGAGGUGGAUGUUGUGGACAUCCCCGCCGCCUCCACCCUUGUCAUCAUCGCCAUCCAGGUCACAGCAGACAACGAUGCUCCCAGCGUGUUCGCCUUCAGUGGAGGAGUUAGCCUCAUUCUGGCUGACCCAACUGCGCCUAUCAUGACACUAAUCGAGCAAAACCUUGUCAACGACAGCUCCAUCACCUACGAGUGGAUGUUCGGUGCUUAUGACGUUGACCCUGCUGAGAAUUUGACAAUGUACUUCACCCAGCCCGGCAAUGGGACGCUCACAUAUGAUGACGAGUCAGCACAGGUGCCAAACUGCUCGGCAGAAACGACUGGCAUCCUUUGCUCCAACUUGUCUCUGCCUCACUCCCCCACUGCAGUCAGCUGGAUAUACAGAACAUUCCAGUACAUCCCAGACACUGGUUACACUGGGUACGACGAGGUCCGGAUGUACACUCAGGAUAAGGCGGGAGUCUACUCCGAUGUCAUCACAGUCAGACUGGCUGUCAUGGCCAGGCCUUGCCAGAACGACGGAACAUGUUCAAGCAGAAACGAGAGUCUGUACACAUGCAACGACCAGCGAAGGGCUGAAAGUUUUGACCGCUACUACACCUGUGCAUGCGCACCGGGCUGGACGGGGAGUCGAUGCGAGCAGGAUGUGGACGAGUGCUUCAGCAGCCCUUGCAGUUGGCCAUAUACCUGCUAUAACGAUGUCAACAGAUACUACUGUGCAUGUCCAGAAAACAAGCCGAACUGUGAUGGCUUUGAGUCGUGGAUGAUCGGGCUGAUAGUUCUGGCAGUGAUCCUGCUUGUCAUAAUAUCAGUACUGGCAUGGUACAUCUUUAUGGUCAAACGUGGCCGUCUGAAGUGGUCCACAUGUUUCAAGAAACUGAGGUGCCGGGCCGGUAGCCAGACUAGUAGUGAAGGAAAGGACACUGCUUUUGUAAACCAGGCUUACCAGGAUUCUGAUGGAGAUGAGCUUUCCUUGGAUGAACCAUUCCGGCGACAUUCCCAGGAUUCAGGUGCAUCAUGGGUAAUCUAUGGUGGACGCCCUGACCCCACCUGUGGUACCACCACUCCUGAUCAGAGAAGAAUUCGUUCUGUCCCAUCGGAAAUGAAAGGUUCAAGAAAGCAGCAGAUCCAGAACCCUUAUGAGGAUUCUUGGAACCGGCCACUGUCAGGGGAGAUCACUCUGAAUGAAGAGAUCUCCCAGGUUGCAGAAGUUCUGAGCCCCACUCCAAGAACACCAGUGGGGUCAAAAAGCAUCAUCAGUCCUGUCUUUGAGCCAGAGCCAGAUUAUUUCACACAGUCAGGAAAUAUGUAGUGAUAUUUAUGUUGUUUCAUUUUAGUUUUAAAUAUUUCAAUCAUAUUCAAAUUUUCAAACAAGGCUAGUAUGAAUGACUGUAACAUUUAUAGUAAAAUUUAAGUCACUCGACACCACUGCCUUUUAAGAUUGGGAUCAAACAUAUUAAUUUACUAAAAUAUAACAUUAACAAAUUCUGUAAAAUGAGACAUUCCUGAAACUGGUGUUCUUGUGUGGAUCAGUUAUAAAGUACAUGAACUUUUUGAGGGUGCUGUAGUCAUGCUAGCAGUGUAUUUUUUAUUAUAUUUUUGUAAAACUGAAAUUUGUAUUUUUGUACUGAGAUAUCAUGUCACUAUUAUUAAUUUGAACUCCUGUCCUUCAUUGAAAUCCAAGAUUUGGUGAUAAGUCUUCACACAUUUUAUGAAUUUUACACUGAUAAUUUUUAUUUUGAGAUUGCCCGAACAAACACUCUUCCUAUAAUGGUAAUUGCAAUUUUUAAAAGAUGGGCUUUAUGAAUACAUAAGCAUGAAAAAAAUAUAUCAGCUGUUUUUUGUGGACCUCCUUGACUUGUAAAUUAUUGAUAGCAUUGAUGCUGUCUGUUGUGUACUGAUUAAAACAAAUACAUGAGUGACUUACCAAACACACCUCUUUUUACUUGUCUUCUUUGCCCUGUUUUCUGGCAGACCUCAUGGACUGUAACUUUACGCAGUCUUACGUUUGUAAUGAGAACUAUGAAUAAAGUCAUCUUGGAAG